Molecule: messenger RNA, 2190 nt
Organism: Fibroporia radiculosa
Lineage: Eukaryota; Fungi; Basidiomycota; Agaricomycetes; Polyporales; Fibroporiaceae
Exons: 4
Coding region: 1-2190 (729 amino acids)
Source: RefSeq, a predicted model, not a curated record
AUGGCGAAACCGAAGAAGGUCAAGCAAAAGGUCCUGGACAAGCCGAGUGCUGACAACCCACCACCUCUGGACACACCUUUUGCUGAUUCUCUUAAACAUGAUACACAGGCCGAAUUAUCCCAGCCCGCUGUUCAGACAGAGGAUCUGCCCAAACAAGAUACUUUCCCUGCGGAAGACGGUCAGCUGGAUCUCCCAGGAGGAUACUUUGACGCUCCGCCUGCAGACAACGAUGAUGGGUGGGGUACUGCCGCGACAGAGUCGGCUGGACUAUGGGACAAUUCGCAACCUCCCGCAACCAAUCCUGAGGCACAAGACGCAGCAGAUUGGGCCAUGCCAGAUGCAGCUGUGCUAGGAGACUGGGUAGACGCAGCAGCUCCCCCACAGCAUGUCGGAAAACCCAAGAAGAGCGGUGGUAGGAAGGGCGGUGCAGCUGUUGUGCCCCCUCCUCCCGCCUCUUUGGUCGUCCCUCAGCAUCACGCUUCUUUUGCCGCUGCUUCUCCCUUGUCAGUGGCUAGCAGGUCUGCACCAGGAUUCGGGGACAGUGGGGAUUGGACAGCCGCGGAUUGGGGUGACUCCCAAGGCUGGAACAAUUCAGCACCGCCAGUACCACCGGCACCACCACCUCCUUCACAGAUGCAAACCUCCCAUGCACCGGUAGCUGGGGCCUGGAAGAACUGGGGAAACGAAGCCCGGGGACUUUCUAAGGUAUCUUCCAUUGCUAAUAGACCGUUUCCUCCGGAGCCCUCCCCUGCCCAGACUGUCACGUCUACGGCGGGCAGGCCUGUCCUAUCUCCUCAGCAACGAUCCGAGCGUUUGCAAUCGUUGCUUACGGAUCCAAGCCAGACUAAGAAUGUUGCUCUACAGCCUUCACCGCCUUCUCAAAAUAUGAGUGGUACAAGACAACAGCAAGCGGCUGCAGCACAACAUGCAGCUGUAGCCCUGCAAAGACAGCUCCAACAACAACAACAUCAGCAGCAAUUGCAGGCACAGCUUCAGCAUGUGCGAAUGCAACAGCAACAGCAGCAGCAAGCACAGUAUGCUGCAGGCCAGAGGGGAAGACCCCAGCAAGCCAGGCCACAGGCUCCGCCAAUGCAGCAGUCUGAAAGCUGGGGCAGUUCCGGCUGGGGCGGCGGAGGUUGGGGAAACAACAAUGACUGGGCCGCUACAAUACAAGAAGAGAACGAGGAUGACGAGGAGUAUUAUGACGAAGAAGAAGAAGAGGAGGAAGAAGAGGAAGAUGAGUACGACGACAAUGGUAAUGGUGGCUACGGCUACCGCGACAAUUAUGCCGCUCCUCGAGUACGAUUUUCUCCAACAGUAUCCUAUUCUACGGAAGCUCCUCCUCACGCCCGUGGGUUUGCUCCUUCCACACCAUCUAUGCAUUUCCCUCCUCCCCCUGCCGCCCCGUCGCAUUCUGCUACCCACCCACAGGCUGCAACUCCUGCCACGGUUCAUCCGUCGCUUUGGGGAAACGGAACGCCAUCCAAGACAAUGGCUAUGGCGGCAGGGCACACAAUCUUCGAGUUAAAGUUACCUCGACAUGGCAUGGGCCAGACCUCAUUCAUCGAAUCGAACGGACAAGCGCUCUACUACGCUCAACGUGCGCUAUUCGGGAACACUCGCCCGGCGAAAGAGCGUUUCCACUGGGCGUUCAAUCCAGACAAGGACGAACGCGUCGCGUCGCUCCUGCGAUGGGUUGACGGGAUGAAGGGCGGGCUCGCAUCGCUUGGUUUUCAAAAGUUUAUGCAAACAGGCGAACGCGGUGCGCUGAUCAGCAACGCGGACUUCCGCGCUGAUUCGACCCCAGGCGCGUCCGUACAGCCUGCAUUUGAUUGGAUCACCAUGGCGCAGCUACAGAACACGCUUGACCGCACGAUGCAGGAGUCUGUGGCUUUAUACGAUCCUGCUAUGCAGGUGAUUGUAUUCAUCUUUUUGUUGUCAAAGACAGGGAAUAGCAUGGCGCUCUGGCGGAGGAAGCUGUCAGUGCCCGAGAGCUUACGGGUGCAAUUUUCGCAAGAUAUUGAAGCAGUGAAGGAGAGGCUUGACGCCGAUUAUCCGGUGUAUGUAGAAGAGUUACCGCCGAAAGAGGAGCCUCCGCCCCCAGAACCACCCAAGAAGAAACGUAAUUUAUUGAGCAAAUUGAAGUGGAUUGGCUUGAAGCGAAAGAAAAAUGAACCGCCCCCUGAAUGA